Molecule: messenger RNA, 2071 nt
Organism: Gastrolobium bilobum
Lineage: Eukaryota; Viridiplantae; Streptophyta; Magnoliopsida; Fabales; Fabaceae
Product: snRNA-activating protein complex subunit
Exons: 14
Coding region: 421-1809 (462 amino acids)
Biological process (GO): snRNA transcription by RNA polymerase II; snRNA transcription by RNA polymerase III
Cellular component (GO): snRNA-activating protein complex
Molecular function (GO): core promoter sequence-specific DNA binding; RNA polymerase III type 3 promoter sequence-specific DNA binding; RNA polymerase II cis-regulatory region sequence-specific DNA binding
Source: RefSeq, a predicted model, not a curated record
GGAGACAAAUCCUUCUCACAUUGUAGAGGUUAUUUUUCAUUGGGUUAUAGAAGGGUCAACCGCGGGCCAGCCCUUUUAUCAAAACCUAAUUUCUCUUUGUCGUCGUUCUUCUUCUACACGAGCGAUUUUUUCUUCUUCUUCUUCUCUUAAUUCUUCUCCUUCACAGAGGUUGUUCGACUCGUUCUUCUUCUCUUCUGAUUUCUUCUUGCUUCAACUAGUUCUUCUUCUUCUUUACAAAGAGCUUGAUAUACCAGCUUUGCAAGGGUGUUGCUUUCUGCCACUGUCAUCGAAUCUUGCACAGGGAUCGCAGCCAAGUUUAAGAUUACAUUAGGGGUGGCUCUGAGAGGGAUAACUUGCAAUAAGUAUAUUGGAUUUCAGGGUUUUAAUCGUUUAAGAGUUGCUACUUAGUUUGUUCUGGUCAUGGCAGGGAGUUGCCGAGUUGGUAUCUCAGAUUUGCAGAGAGAUUGGGCAGCCUGCAGUGACAGUGUGGGAAUGGAGGAAAUAGAAUCUUCAAUUCCAGAGACAACAGAAUGUGAUGUUUCAAUUCCACGGGGUGGACCCAUUUACGUUUCCAAUAUGGUUGGCCCCGACACUGGGGUUCCUGAUUUUCUCGCUUCUCUUCUUUCUGAAGUUGAGAAUCUAGAGGCUGAAUUAUGUGAAGAUCCUUCUCAACAUGAUAUCUCGGUUGAUGACCUUAAAGUAUUUACAGACGACGAGUUAAUGGAUAUGGCUUUGAAAGAAGCAUUUCAGGGUAGCGAGAACAACGAAAAUCAGCUACCACUUUUGGACCAAUCCAAUGCAGGGUGUCAUGAGAAGAACUUAAAGAGAAAGAGAAGAGGAACAAAUAAUUCUGCACUUGAAAGUGUUUGUAUAGAAAAGGUGGAGCGUGUUGUGAGACUCAAUCAGAAUCAGGAAGAAGACAAGGCUGCAGUCAGACUUCAUUCAUUUAAUCCUGUUUGCAGGAUCAGUGAAUCUGCCCUCAAAUCAACAAAAACUGAAAGGAUGAGGACCCUUAGGUCUACAAGUUCUACCAGAAAGGUCAACACAGUAGGCCUUCAGGAACAGAUCAUACCUGUGCUGUAUCCAGAAGUUGUUCUAUCUGUGGAGGUUUACCAUAAUGUUCGGAAGGCUGUCAAGACCCAAGAGUUUUUAGUUCUUGGAGGGCAGACCUUAACUGCUUUGAGGGACAAGAUCUAUUGCUCAAUGGACCAGGCGAUGGAAAAAGCUGGGCAGCAUAAUCCUUCUGGUUAUUUUCUCAUUGAAGAUGUAUUCUACACUGAUUUGAGGGAUCCAUCUGCUAUUGAUUUGACCAGUCCUAUACUGGAUUGGCUUCGAAACUCCAAGGAGGAGGCACAAAAGAAAUGGGAAUAUAUUGUAACUGGGGAACUACAGCAGAAACAAAAAGCAAUCAUUGGUGAAGCACCUGAUGAAUCACGCUUGCCUCGAUUCACAUCUAUUCAGAUGCACAAGAUACGUUUUUGUGACUUAAAAUUUCGACUUGGUGCUGGAUACCUAUAUUGUCAUCAGGGUGACUGCAACCAUACAUUAGUAAUACGAGAUAUGAGGUUAAUUCAUCCCGAGGAUGUGCAGAAUCAAAUUGUUUAUCCAAUAAUCACUUUUCAACUGAAAUUGCGGUUUCAGAAAUGUAGUGUUUGCAAAAUAUUUAGAGCUACGAAGGUCACGGUGGAUGACAAAUGGACACCAGAAAACCCUUGUUAUUUUUGUGACGAAUGCUUUUCCCUACUUCACCUAACAGAGGAUGGCUCUCCAUUGUAUCAGUACUUAGAAUAUGAUUAUAACCAUGAUUAAUUGCUAGCCUUGGAAGAACACCUACAUGCGGUUAAACCAAAGGUCACUCUUUACAAGACUUCCUAUCUUGCAUUGAAAUAUGUAUCUCUGGAAAGGGCAAGAGAAAAAUUGUGUCAGAUGCCUACUUUACACCUUCGAGAUGCAUAUUCACAGCAUUAUGACGGCAUAGAUCACAGACCUAUCGCAAAAGAAAUAAAUAAAAGAGUAGCUUUACACGAGACGAAGAAAUUAUCAAGAUACUUGUUCAGUUUCUGCCUCUAAA